AUGGGAAAAGAAUUCCAAUCACCGCUUUAAUAUGAGAAACAAUCAAAUUAUAAAACCACGAAAUACUCAAAUUAAUGUCGGUAAGACAAAAACAGAUCAAAAUCUACUCCACCUUCUCUGAGAGAGUUGUUGACUGAUACAUUUACCAUCACAUUGACAGAAAGGACAUUGCCUUCAAAAAAACUUUCGAUUUUACUUCCAUUUAAAAAUGCUGUUGAAAAGAUAAGAUCAAAAAAUAGAGAAAUCCUUACUCGAAGAAAAUCUUGUUAUGGAACCUUGUUUGGAAACAAUUAACAAAAAUAAAUGAUAAAUUUUUAGACUUCGAUUGAAAUGCAUAAGAAAAUUAAUGGGAAAGAAUUUGCACUCUCAAGUUUUGCUGAUUUAUUAAAAAAAAAUUAAAGGAAAAGCACUAAACGUCCUAGUCUUACUCGUAAACUCUCGAAAUAAAUGUCCUUAGUUGAAUAUGAUAAUAUGGAAAGACCUCCUUCAUGUAAAACCCCUCGAGAAUCUAAGGUUAUUUUAUUUAAAAAGAAGAAUUCAACAACCCAAAUUAAGGAGAAAUACAUCUAAGGAUAAAGGCUUAAAUUGUCUCAUUUCAUGAAUGAUUCUAAGUCUAGAAAAAUGUAAUUAAAUACAAUUCCCUUCAAAAAUUAAAUUAAAUCCAGAGGGGAAACUAUGAAAUUGAAAACCUGCAUGACAGAAUUAUUCAGUACUUAAAGAAGUCCAAUCUCAAGUAAUAGAACUACCACUUAUACCAGACCUUAUUAAAAAUAGAAUGAAUUACUCUCAAAAUUAAUAAGAACUGAGCACAAAAGCAGAUCCAAUUACUUCCCUAAAUCAACUAUUAAUGCAUUCGGUUUUUGA
Messenger RNA from Paramecium tetraurelia, 864 nucleotides. RefSeq lists its product as uncharacterized. The record is from RefSeq and is a predicted model, not a curated record. The transcript has 3 exons. NCBI's taxonomy places the organism in Eukaryota, Ciliophora, Oligohymenophorea, Peniculida, Parameciidae.